Messenger RNA from Tinamus guttatus (white-throated tinamou), 4486 nucleotides. The record is from RefSeq and is a predicted model, not a curated record. NCBI's taxonomy places the organism in Eukaryota, Metazoa, Chordata, Aves, Tinamiformes, Tinamidae.
CUCACUGGCGAUGCUGAGCAUGGAGAGCUUGGUGGGUGCCCGAGGCCUGGGCGAGGAGUCCCUGCAGAUGUGGGACCUCAACAAGCGCCUGGAGGCUUACCUGGCCCGCGUGAAGUUCCUGGAGGAGGAGAACGAGGUGCUGAGAGCCGAGAUCCAGAACGCCAAGGGAAGUCCCAGCGAGGACUCGUGGAGGAGCAAGUACGAGGAGGAGCUGCGAGCCCUGCGGACCGCGCUGGAUGAUGCCUUCAGGGAGAAGUGGUCUGCGGAGCUGGCCCGGGACAACCUCUACGAGGAGAUCCAGUACGUGAAGAGCAGGUGCCAGAAGGAGCAAGCGGCUCGCGAAGAAGCCAAGAAGCUGCUGUCUGCGAGCAAGAAGGAGCUGGAAGAGGAGCAGAGAGCUCAGAUCUGGCUGAAGGAGAGAGCCCUACACCUGGAGAAAGAGGUGGAAGCGCUGCUGGAGAUGCACGAGGAGGAGAAAGCAGGGCUGGACCAUGAGCUCGCCAGCUUCUCGCAGAGCUUGGAGAGCUUCCGCUGUGUGCCCGUGGCUUUCCAGCCUGUGGAGGUGGAGGACUAUUCCAAGAGGCUCUCGGAGAUCUGGAAAGGGGCCGUGGAGACUUACAAGACGGAGGUGUCCCAGCUGGAGAGCUCCCUGUGUCAAGCCAAGGAGAACCUGUGGAAGGCGGUGGAAGACAACCAGCAGAGCCAGAUGCAGCUGCAGCACCUGGAGAAGGAGCUGGUGGGGCUCAAGGCGCGCAAGGACCUGCUGGAGGAAAGUCUCUCACGGCAGUGGCAGGAGCAGAGAGGGGAGGCUGAGAAGUUCCAGCUGGCACUGGAGGCCCUGGAGCAGGAGAAACAAGCCCUGCGGGUGCAGAUCGCCCAGGUGCUGGAGGACAGGCAGCAGCUCAUGCACCUGAAGAUGUCCCUGAGCCUGGAAGUGGCUACCUACAGGACGCUGCUGGAAGCGGAAAGCACCCGGCUGCAGAUGCCCACCAGCGAGUACAAGCUGGCCAACGGCUUGCGAGGUAAGAGAGAGGCCACCAGCGAGACCCACGGGCAAGCUCAGAGCCCCUCCGCUGCCAGGUCGAGGCCUGGGAUAGAUCGUGCCAGGUAUAUCUGCUCCUUUGCCUCUCAGGAGCGUCCCAGGGAGCUGGUUGUCCCCAAGUUGAAUGCCAAGCUGGAGAUGAAGCUGCAGCCUGUGACACCCGAGAGCCGGCGGGUGCUGUCCUGGGACCUCUGCGUGAGCCCCUCCAUCUUCCCCAGAGCGGAGGCCAAGCUGGCAAAGACCCAAAGCGAUGUCCCCAAGGCCCCCACCCCCAAAACCAAAAGCCCCAUCACGAGGGAGUUCCAGAAAAUCAACUCGGUUCUCCAGGCACCGGUGCUGAAAGCUGCUGGCACAGCCGCUCGCUCAGCGCCCAGCCUGGGGACACCCAGUGGGGUGCUCCCAUCUGCCCGUCCCUGCUCUCGGGAGCCACCCGAGUCCCCAGGUCCAGAGCCAAAGGAGGGGGACAAGGAGCCUUGUGAAGAACCCCAAGACCCCAGCGAGGAGCCACCCGGGAAGUCGCCCACCCCACAGCUGCUCUAUCCUGACCGGCUGGUCACCGAAGCCUUGGAAGAUGCCCUCAAGGAGGUGCGAGAGGAUGCUCAGCCCCAAGAAGAGCCUGUGUGUGAGGCCGAGAGGGCCACAGAGGGCUUUGGGGUAGCGAGUGAACCAGAGGUCCCCAGCUGGAGCAGUCACCCCAUGGAGGAGGUUGAUGGUGCCAAGGACACUGAUUUGGAAGCGCUCUUGGAAGAGAGGACUGGAGAAGACAUGCAGGAGGAGGCAGGCGUGGAGAGCACCGCUUGGCAGGAUGGAGCAACGUCCCACGAGCUGGGACCUUCCGAUGAGCAGGACCAAGGGACACCUGAGCUUCUUGCUGCUGCACCAAGUGAAAGAGAAACCCAGAAGGAGAUGAGACCUUGGGAGGAGAAAGCAAGCCAAGAGGAAGAGACACUGGCAUCUCGGAGCCCAGAGGAAAGCGGGGAAUCAGAAUUUGCAUGUGGAGAUGCUGAGAGCCUGCCAGGCAAAGAGACACAUGAGCAUCUGAGCAACUCCUGGGAAGGGAGGGAGGGUCUCCCCAAACCAGGAGCUGUUGCCAGAGGAGACCUGGAGGAGCCGGAGCAGGGAGAUGAGGACGGGGGUGCUGUGAGCAUGGAGGCGUUGGACCUCCUGGAGGAUGAGGAGAGACCCUGGAGCCCUUCAAAGGAGGAGGAAGAGUCCGAUAUCCUAGAAGAAGUGAAGGAAGAGCGAGAAGAGGAGUCUCUGCAGGAGGAAAUUCAAGCCACUCAUGCUUGUCCCAUGGAAGCUUACCCUGUUUUAGCUGGAGAAGACCAUCCUGGAGAUGAUCUUGUUGAGAGAGAGCCAGAAAGUUUGGAGCAGCGGGACAUGCAUCUGUGCGGGGCAGAUCCUGCUGCAGAUGAAGAAGGAAUGGAAGAGAUGUGCCCAGAACAUGAGCCCUCAAGCAUCAAAGAGAGCACUUGGGAAGAAGAAGCUUCGCCAAUGCCUGUAGAAGACACCAUCAGAGAGGAGGCCACAGAUGGCCAGGGAGAAAGGGGAGAGCCAGAAGAGGAGGCAGUGGAGGAAGAGGAGCUUGAGGCUGAAGGGAAGACGCUGGCAGCUGGAGAGCUAAGGCAGGAGGAAGGUACCGUGGAGGAGUCUGUGGACAUACAGGAAAACAGCUUUGAUGAUGACAUGGUGGAGCAGGAGGACCUGGAGGCCCUGCCAAAGGAGGAAGACCUGGGCGGCGGCGAUGAGUGGAACCCGGAGCUGAUGAAGGAAGCCCAGGAGGGCCACCAUGAUGAGACCAUCCAGGUGUCCAGGGACGAGGAGCUGCCCAUGGCUCCAGAGAUCCCAUGGGAGGCAAGGGCUGAGGAUGCCGAGGAGGAGCUUGCUUUGGAGCCCGACGGGACAGAGAAGGUGGCCUCUCAGCAGGAUGAGGACGUGGAUGGUGAUGAGUCCCAGGAGGAGGAUGCUUGGAGAAGGGAAGAGCUGGGACAGGAACCAGGGAUGUGCAAGAGCAUCCGUCUGGAGGACACACUGCCGGACAACACCCCCCUGCACCUCUACAAAGGGGACAUGGUGGCCAUGACCGCACCCGAACUCAACCCUCUGGCUGCUGAAGAUGCUACAGAACCAGCUCCAGGACCUGAAAUGGUUUUGGAGGACGAAGGAGAGGUGGAGGGGAGCAAUAUGCCAACAAGUCCUUUAAAGGACAGCCAUGAAGAGGGGACGGCAGCGAUGGAGGCAGCGUCUGCAGCAGAACAUGGUGAGGAAGAGGAAGGUUAUUUCAUGGUUUCUGCUCCCAUCCAGGAGGGCUCCAGCCUGGAAGAUGGUGAGAUCUCAGAGGACUUUGAAGAAAUCAAAGUUGGAGCAGUGGAAGGCAUCAGGGAUGAUGUCCAAGCUCCCAAAGAAGCUCCUUUGGCACCAGAGGAAGAAGAGCACUUUGAAGCACUUGCUAGUGAGGCAGACGAAAGCACGAAGGUGCCCCCAGAAGAAGGCGAGAUGCCAAAAGCCGGGGAUUUUGCCAACGAGAUGGAGGAAGCCAUGGAAGAGCCUCUGGGUGAGGGUCUUUUGGUGGGAAGCUCCGAUGAGCUGGAGCAGGACAUGGAAAACCCUGCUGUGGAGCCUGGCAUGCAUGAGGGACAAGGGGCUUCCGAGGAGGAUGGUGGGGCAGGAGAGCUGGAGAGUGAGGCUGGAAGAGCCUUGGAGCCUCCGAGCUCUGGCUCGUCCGGGCAGCUGGGGACCCAGGAGCCCAUCCUGCAGCAGGAGGAUGCGGCUGGUGCCACUGAGCUCGUCCCUCCCCAAGGGCUCCCAGCACCUCAGCCUUCAGGAGAAGAAAUCCCGGAGAGCGGGAGCCUUUCCUUGGCUGAGGAGCGGUGCUCCGAUGCCAACCCACCUCCGGAGACGGAGGCCGAUGACCGAGGGCACAACGAGCCCGGCCAAGACGGUGGCGCGGGGGCAAAUUGUGACGCAGAAGGGCUUGACCUCCCUGGAAAACUGCCUCCGGAGGAUGUCAUGAAAGCCUCGGAUAUUCUGGAAAUCGUGGAGCAAGCCCUGGAGUUCAACCAGGAGCUGAUGUUGGCAGCGAGGCCAGCUGAAGCGGAGCAGCAAGUUCCCGGGAGCAUCCCGGCCGAGAAGCAGGAGCAAAACGGGCUGCCCAGCGAGGCCUCGCUGGAGGACGUGGAAUUUCCCCCGGAGCUUCCAAAUGGCAUCGGCGAGACGCAGCCGCCCGCGUGCCAGGAGCACACGGAGCCCAAGGCCACCUCUGCUGCACCUCCAGAAGAGCCGGCGCAAGGAGGAGGCGCCGUGGACAACCCGACCCCAUCGCUGCUGCUCGCCAAGCUCGCCGGGACCGAGAGCGCCGCAUCCACCCGGGGCACCGAGGAGCUCGGACAACAGCAGGACCAGCUCCGAGACGAGCAGGAAUUGUGGUCGGAGGAGGACGAGUGA